AGGGGGCGUGGCUCGAACUCCUGGCCGGAAGCUGGAGGCUGCAGGGGCAGACCGGCUGGCAUCCCUUUUCCGGCUGGUCCCCAUGGAGGCGCUGGGGAAGCUCAAGCAGUUCGAUGCCUACCCUAAGACCCUGGAGGACUUCCGGGUCAAGACCUGUGGGGGCGCCACGGUGACCAUUGUCAGCGGGCUUCUCAUGCUGCUGCUGUUCCUGUCCGAGCUGCAGUAUUACCUGACCACGGAGGUGCACCCUGAACUCUACGUGGACAAGUCACGGGGAGAUAAACUGAAGAUCAACAUCGAUGUGUUUUUCCCGCACAUGCCUUGUGCCUAUCUGAGCAUUGAUGCCAUGGAUGUAGCUGGCGAACAGCAGCUGGAUGUGGAACACAACCUGUUCAAGCAACGGCUGGACAAGGAUGGCAUCCCUGUGAGCUCAGAGGCUGAGCGUCAUGAACUUGGGAAAGUUGAGAUGAAGGUGUUUGACCCUGACUCCCUGGACCCUCACCGCUGUGAGAGCUGCUAUGGUGCUGAGACCGAAGACAUCAAGUGCUGUAACACCUGCGAGGACGUGCGGGAAGCGUACCGCCGUAGAGGCUGGGCCUUUAAGAACCCGGACACUAUCGAGCAGUGCCGGCGAGAGGGCUUCAGCCAGAAGAUGCAGGAGCAGAAGAACGAAGGCUGCCAGGUGUAUGGCUUCCUGGAAGUCAACAAGGUGGCUGGGAACUUCCACUUUGCUCCGGGGAAGAGCUUCCAGCAGUCCCAUGUGCACGUCCAUGCUGUGGAGAUCCACGACUUGCAGAGCUUCGGCCUUGACAACAUCAACAUGACCCACUACAUCCGGCACCUGUCAUUUGGGGAGGACUACCCAGGCAUUGUGAACCCCCUGGACCGCACCAACGUCACUGCACUUCAAGCCUCCAUGAUGUUCCAGUACUUUGUGAAGGUGGUGCCCACGGUGUACAUGAAGCUCGAUGGGCAGGUGCUGAGGACAAACCAGUUCUCUGUGACCAGACAUGAGAAGGUCGCCAAUGGGCUGCUGGGCGACCAGGGGCUUCCCGGCGUCUUCGUGCUCUACGAGCUCUCGCCCAUGAUGGUGAAGCUGACUGAGAAGCACAGGUCUUUCACGCACUUCCUCACAGGCGUGUGUGCCAUCAUCGGGGGCAUGUUCACAGUGGCUGGACUCAUCGAUUCACUCAUCUACCACUCGGCACGAGCCAUCCAGAAGAAAAUUGAUCUAGGGAAGACAACAUAGUUGUCUUUCCCCUUUCCCCUUGCUGUUCCCUCUUUCUCCUGUUCUCCGGUUUUGUGGUCAUUUUCCCAGCCGCACCCCUUCGCCCCACUUCCUCCUCCCCUCCCGGAGUCUUUGCAGCCCCAGGUUGAUAAAUCUAUUGGUUGUGAUAGUA
This is a messenger RNA of Pipistrellus kuhlii (Kuhl's pipistrelle), 1400 nucleotides long. It is a transcript of the gene ERGIC3, whose product is annotated as ERGIC and golgi 3. The record is from RefSeq and is a predicted model, not a curated record. Gene Ontology annotation, cellular component: Golgi membrane; endoplasmic reticulum; COPII-coated ER to Golgi transport vesicle. Lineage: Eukaryota; Metazoa; Chordata; Mammalia; Chiroptera; Vespertilionidae. The transcript is spliced from 14 exons. The coding region runs from base 83 to 1249 and encodes 388 amino acids. Gene Ontology annotation, biological process: retrograde vesicle-mediated transport, Golgi to endoplasmic reticulum; endoplasmic reticulum to Golgi vesicle-mediated transport.